Messenger RNA from Amblyraja radiata (thorny skate), 974 nucleotides. RefSeq names its product nuclear factor 7, brain-like. Bases 88 to 624 code for a protein of 178 amino acids. The record is from RefSeq and is a predicted model, not a curated record. The transcript is spliced from 5 exons. NCBI's taxonomy places the organism in Eukaryota, Metazoa, Chordata, Chondrichthyes, Rajiformes, Rajidae.
GAAGAACUGAAACUGUUUUGCAAAACAGACAAGAAACUGAUCUGUUUGAUUUGUGCAACUGGGCAGCAGCACAGGUCUCACAGCUUAAUGCUGAUAGAAGAAGCAAUUGAAUUCUACAAGGAACAGGUGAAAUCUUCUAUCGAAUCUCUCACAGAAAAGGAAUCAGAGAUCCAGAAAAUUGAGCAGGAACAGAAGGAGAGCAUUUCUGGAGUUCAGGAAGAGUCACACAACCUUCAGUCACAGAUCACAUCCCAGUUUGCUGAACUGCACCAGAUUCUCACUGAUAAAGAGCAGUGUUUACUCGGUGAUGUCCGGGAAGAAGUGGAGAAGCUUAUAAAAUCAAUGGAGAAAAAUCUUCAAGGGAUACAAGAGAAUUUAAAAUCAAUUCAGGAGGAACUCUCAAAGCUACAGGAACAGACAGACCACAAGAACGGCCUGAUAUUUCUGAAGGAGGAAGCUGGUCGCAAGAGGAGGGUUAGUGAUGAAACCAAACCAAUGUUGGUGGUAUAUGGGGCUUUUCUCAUUGAAAAGUAUGAUUGCAACUUACACUACAAAAUAGAAUUGAGCGAAGCAUCUGAUAUCAAACAAGGUAAAACUAAUACCUUUUCCAUUGUUCUUUUUUAAAACACCUUUAUGCAAUACUUAUAUGUGAAGAUUAAUGGUAUUAAUGGACUCUGGGGAAGUAUCACAGAAACAGAGAGUGAAGUUUGUUUGCACUUGAACAUAUCCUGGAGAAUAGGUUUGCUGUGCUGGGUGAAAUUGCGUAGACUAGGCCUGCGUACUUGAGAGUUCAGGUGUAUUAGAGGAGAUCUCAGUGAAACACACAUAGUACUUACAGGGCUCAGUGUGCUGGAUGCAGGGAGGAUGUUUCCCCUGUCUGAGGGGGCCUGGAGUCAGCGGAAACCCUCUCAGAAUGUGAGCUGCACCAUUUAGGACAGAGACAAGGAGACAUUACUGCAUGCUGAGAUUAGGCA